CACUGUCCUUCGUUGUCCCUGGAUCUCUUCGAAGUUCGAGCAACAAUGUCAGCACUGGUACUGCUGGUGUCAAAGAUCUGAGCCACACCUUUCGCAGCAUUCGUUUGUUUCUUUCUUGCGCCUCGUCGCAAUUCUCACGAUCCUUUCUGCAUCAGGAGGACGCAAACUCUUGCGCUAUCACAUCAGAGGAUAGGCCCUCAGCAUUGUCCUUCGACUUCUCUCUCCUCCUUUCUUCAAUCUAGCUGGCAGCACUAGAAAAGAGUUCGGACGGGCCUUCUCUUUCGGCUAGUAACAUUAGGGGUUGACGUCGAUGUUUCUUUCUUCAGACGUUCAGGCUUCAGACAUCCCCAUGCGGCACCUCUGAAGACCCCUCCAGCACAACUAGUCGAACAUUUGAUUGAGGAUAGCUGCCAGCUAUAAGUAGUUGGUGGUGGUUCCGCAGCGGUUAUUCAAUUGUCACCUGGUGGUCACUGAGCGGGUUUCCAUAAUGGGGUGCGCCACCUGGAGCAUCAAAUGGCUCAACAUUCUGACACUGCUUCUGUCGCUGCCCAUUAUCGGCUUUGGGAUCUACCUGGCCGUCGCAAGCACCCCCCAGUGCUACCGCUUCUUCAUGUACCCAGUGCUGAUCCUUGGGGUGCUCCUCCUAUUCCUGUCGCUCCUGGGCAUCGCCGGAGCAUGGACCCACUCCGCCUGCUUCCUCUGGAUCUACGGGCUCCUGAUGGCGAUCCUGUGGCUGGCGCUUCUCGCCUUCACCAUCUUCUCUUUCAUUGUCACGAAUGACGGGGCGGGCAAGGAGCUAGCCGGGCAAGGCGUGCUCGAGUAUCGGCUGCAGGACUACUCGGCGUGGCUCCAGAAACAAGUGGAGAAGCCCAGCACGUGGCGGUCCAUCAAGUCGUGCCUGCAGGAGAAGGGCUACUGCCAAGACUUUCCCCAGCGCUUCCCGACAACGGACAUCUUCCUCGCAAACCUGGGCAACCUGAGCCCCAUCGAGUCGGGUUGCUGCCGGCCUCCGUCCUCGUGCGGCUUCCCGAUCAUCACCAGCACGUCAUACGACACCACCACCCCCCUGGGUAACGACACGGACUGCCUGACAUACAGCAGCAACAUCCAACAGGAGUGCCUCGACUGCAACUCGUGCCGGGCGGGCUUCCUUCAAGAGUUGAAGGGCAAGUGGAAGAUCGUCGCGAUUGGGAACUCGGCGAUCCUUGCCCUAGUGUUGGUCGUUUGGUGCGUUUCUUGCGGAGCCCGUCGGGAGGCCAAGCGGUAUAAGGACGAGGACGAGCUGAUGCCGAUCUGGAACCGGAACAAGCAUAACGACGAUCUGUGAGCCGUCCAAGGGGGUACCGCGAGCAUUCCGGCUGCUCUUGCAGGAGCGGAAUGCAAGUAGUUGCGACACAGAAAGUUGUGUUCAGUAUUGUAAGGCCUGCAACCGAAGUGGUACAGCCCUCUGCGGAGCGGAAUAGUCCUCGUCCCUUUCGUAGCUCGUGAAAGGUCCAAGUAAGUACAUGCAAUACUGUGUUCAUCCCAGAUCCAUAGACUACCAUACUUUUAGGAAAUUGUGAACAUGAAUCUGAUCGGUAAUUUAUAUCUAUCCGCGUGUACUCUGCACUUAAGUUUGCUAUAGGUCCUAUUGAAAUGGGGGUUAGCAAACUUUGGGGCCCUGCCCGAGGCAGCAGCCUUCAUGCAGUGGGCCAAUUUACUACGGACGGUUGAAGAAAGCCUAGCAUGCAUUUUGAAGCAGAUCGACCGUGCUUUUGAAUUCAGCCG
Messenger RNA from Klebsormidium nitens, 1767 nucleotides. Lineage: Eukaryota; Viridiplantae; Streptophyta; Klebsormidiophyceae; Klebsormidiales; Klebsormidiaceae. The record is from the annotation of a GenBank genome assembly.